UUGGCCUCUGGCACCCAGGAAGAAUCAGAAAGAUGAGGUAAACCCAAUUUUGAGUGAUCAAUAUUCUGGCCAUGUUUAACCCCAUCUACCCACAUAAAGAUCGGACCAUGAACGACUGGGUCGGGGUGCGACCAAAAACUUGAAUUGAUCAACGACUGCUGACUGAGAGAGGACGAAGUGCACCGCCUCAACUUCUUUUCUCACAACAAACCCAGGACGAUCAAACAAGGACACGCCAGCGGAAAACGGUGCAAUGGCUCAAGUUAUGGCAAACCGGAUCGCCUUGGAAGCGGCAGCAAGGUCUCUUCUCGUUGCUCCUCGCACCAACUCCCUCGUGUACAGGCUGUCCAACAACGACCCCACUUUGACUUAUCUGAAGCUUGUGCGAAAACCGGCCACCCAUUUCGGUGACGAAGAAUUGUCGGGGUUCCUAUUGGCUCUGGAGAAAAACAAGACAGUGACGAGCGUACAGUUAUCAUGGAGGUUUCUGAGUGCCCUUUCAGCCACGGAGCGAGUGCUUCUGAUGGGGGCCCUGGGGGCUCUAUUAUCCUUAGAAAAGUUCAUGAUGGAAGCGAUUGGUCCAUGCAAUGCGCUCGUAGCGGCCCUGCAAAAUACCCAAAAUCUCAAGGUUUUGUGGAUUAAUUCCUUGCGGUUGUCAUCCAAUGCCGAAGUCACCCAGUUGGCUGCGGCAUUGAGCCGCAACGUGUCAUUGCAACAAAUCACCCUAAACAACAUCCGUCUCCAAGUCCAAGGCACUUACCGAGUGGAUGAACAGGGUAUGGUUUGGUUUCAGAAAAAUCAAGCCGAUCAAAAGAAACUGAACAAGUUGGAUUUGAACCCACUAUUGAUGUCCAUUGCGGAAAUACCAGGAAUGCAAAAGAUUCAAUUGGAUCUCAAAUUAGACGCGGCAACGAUGGAACGGAUUGCCAAGCCCACGCUUCAACGCAUGUGCCGAAGCUCAGGCCUAACCUUUUUGAUGCUCCGAUGCUGUGAUUUAGACGAUGACGAUGUGGCAGUAUUGGCAGAGGAAUUCCAAAAGAUUGGCAGCACUGGCAACGUUGAAGUGCUAAACCUGACCCGUAACAAUCGUAUCUCGGAGUUUGGUUGGAAAAUACUGGUGGCAAUGCUGGAAACAAACUACAGCCUUACGGGCAUGUACACACCCACCACAACGGGUCCUAGCCAACCCGAGGAACAAUACAACCACGUGCUGGCAGGCAGAUUUGGUUCGUAUGUGGCGUCGCGGAAUGCGGCUCUCAUGGAGCCAUCCGAGUGCACCCCGCCCAGUCCCGAAACACGCGGCAAAAUGGACCUCCUACUCAAGCUGAAUGAAAAGGGACGAAAGGGUCUUUUGACUAAUCCUUCCAAAGUGGCUUGGCUCGAUUUCAUGAUUCGUGAGAUUGACGAUUUGGACAUGGUGUUCUAUGCUUUGCUGUGCUCUCCCGGUCUAUUCUUUGUUUGA
Molecule: messenger RNA, 1462 nt
Organism: Seminavis robusta
Lineage: Eukaryota; Bacillariophyta; Bacillariophyceae; Naviculales; Naviculaceae
Source: the annotation of a GenBank genome assembly